Molecule: messenger RNA, 3807 nt
Organism: Laccaria bicolor S238N-H82
Lineage: Eukaryota; Fungi; Basidiomycota; Agaricomycetes; Agaricales; Hydnangiaceae
Exons: 10
Coding region: 1-3807 (1268 amino acids)
Source: RefSeq, a predicted model, not a curated record
AUGGCUAACACCCCAUCUUCUGUCGGCCAUUAUAGAGCCAGAAACGCGCGGUCAGCAAUACGGUCUUCAGCACAAUCGACUUCAGCGUCUGUAACUCGCAAUGCAGCACCGACGCCACUAACACUCGAGGACUCCCAACGCCAUCACCAAGCGCAGAUUCUUCUGUUACAGCAACAACGGCAGCAACAAGUUCAACAACAGUCUCAACAUCUUCAGCAGCCUCAAUUCCACAUCCAACAAUAUCAGCUACCAGCGGUUGCAUAUCCACAUACACAACCAGCACCACAGGCAAAUAGCGACGAUGUUAUAAACGUUAUUAGACGGUUUUAUGACAGGAUUGACCCACGCAUGCAAAAACAGGAUGAUAACUACAAACGCCUUGAUGCCAAGAUCGAUCUCCUACUCGCAGAGAGGGAGGAGGCCAAAAUCGUCGAGGCGCGGCAAGCGAAAAUAUUAGAGGCUAAACUCGCCGUUCACAGGGAUUUGGUUGAGUUUUUGAAGAGGCUCGAGAAAACAAUUGGGCGAAGCGCUGACAAUAACCCCAAUUUCUCCAUCAUGGGACGGCUGGAUGCCCUGGAUUUUUCUGUCGGGGAGCUUCUGGAGAGAGCUCGAGAUCCAGAGGCUAAUUUUCCAGACGCUGUUGCCGCCUCCGUUCCCGCCCCCCCAGUUCGCCACGAAAUGGGGGUCAGUCCCAGGAAAAAGGCUUACGCGAAUGCCUCGACAAUAAUCGAUCUAUCUUCUCCCGGCCCAUCUACACCACGACAGUUCACAGCCGUUGAAACAUCAUCACUUUGUACUCGAUGCUCCUCAGACAACAUGACCGUAGUGGGAGACACAACCAUGUUUGAUUUGACGAAACAAGUGCAGGCUUUUAAUGAUAAGUCUCCGCGAAACAUUACUCUGGAUUUGUACUCGAGUCGGGACAACAUUCCGCCUGUUGAGCCUUCUCGUCGACGCUCGCCACUCUCAUCUGGCUCAAGGACACAAAGUUGUGAAGCUAAUUCUCGCUCCAAUAAUUCCCAAGACUUUUCCCCGGCCAACUGGUCACAGACCACCUCUUCCGCAGACCAAGCGAUCCCAACGUCAACUCCGAAGAAAAUCUAUCCAGUGGUAUUUCAUCCUAGCCCGAUUGCCCACAGCAAAUCGUCGGCUGAUGUUCCAGAGGAGGGGACGAUUGCUUCGCUGAGGCUGCAGACACUUGGGGAUCGGGAAUGUUUGGAGCCUAGCAAUACAACUGCGCAUCAGCUUGAGGCGUCUCCUGCUCCACCUGCCCACCCGUCGAUGCAUUCCCCUGCGGAUUCGAUGUCACCAGGUUUGGGAGACAAUGAGGAGGAUGCGAAUAAAGUUGAUAUUACGGAAGACGAAGACGAACAGAUGGUAGAUCGGGACCAGCAGUUAUUGGAUGAAAAGGAUCAGGCAGAAAUUGACAAUGAGGAUAAGGAGGAGCGCAGUUCCUCUUCUACAGCGUCAGAAAUUGCGAUUACAGCCAACCACCACCCUGCACCAUCAACAUCACUGAUUUUUCCAUCGUCAGAUAUACCCCAGAGCCUCGAUCGUUCUCCUGCAUACCAUGAACCACCAACGAGAAGUCCAAAUUCGACUCCCAAACAAAAGUACUCGCUAUCAUUGCCCAGCCCUGAUUUCAGCCAUCUUGCUCAACGAUCCCCUUCUUUUUCUUCACCAAGGACAUCCCAACCUUUAUCUUCGACGCCCAAACGAAAGUCGUCACCAAUAAAACCGGAAUACAUGAGCUCUAAUCACGCCUCGCUUGCACAACGAUCUUCUUGCUCCUCCCCUUCUACUUCAACAAGGACACCCCAGCUCUCAUCUUCGGUUGAAGAUGAACAAGUAGUUUCAGAACUAGUUCUGGCAUCUCCGACUCCUACUCCAAUACCCAAUACUCCAGUACCCCAUACACAGAGAGCUGCGCUAUCUCAACAACCUUCUCUCCGUCUCCCGUCCCCGCCACCAUCAUCUCCGUGGGCGUGGGCGUCGCAGCAGUCAACUCCCCGUGGACAUACUGCCCUCCCGGUCCCCCCUGGAGGAACGUCGUCGAGCUCGUCUUUUUGUAGUCCAAAUAAAGUUGGCCGUAGUUUUGCGGAUAGACCAUCGAAUGAAAGGCCAUCAAUGACCAUAACUCCCCAAUCUUUGCACUUUGCCUACUCAUCCUCAUCCCUAAGCAGUGUUCCGAACAACGAGGAGGAGGACGAGGAAGAGGUUGUGAUAGCUUCGAGCUGCUCCCCUCCUCCGAUAGAGUCUCAGCAAGAAUACGAACCCCGAGCUGGAGCAGGAGACCAUGGUAUUGAUAGGACUCAGCAGGACGAGCAUGGCAAUGAGAAGAAUCUUGUGAAUGGGUUUGAAAUAGAGGGGCAAGACCACAAAAGCGACGAGGAGAACGCCAACAACCUGUUUGCUUUACCCACGCCAGAAUUCGAGUCUUCGCCAGAGCGGGGAGGCGGACCGGACGUUUCUGCUCUGGAUGACGAAACAGAGCAGCAUCCUCCACAUCAUGGGUCUAGUAGCCAAUCUCCCCCUCCAACUCCUUCAUCUCUCCAUCCUACCAGCAAGAUUCGCAACGUCGCUUCAACAGCACAACCUCCUCAAACCAGCCACUCCCCUCCUCGAUUCCCUUCCGUUACUUCCUCACCUCCUGCGCAAGAUUCUCAAGUUACCGCUGCAAGUCCUGAAAAACCUCGCCAGAUACAUGUUCCACCCAAACCACCUCAUACAUCUCGAGAGGCCAUGUAUAUAUCUUCUUCCCCAGAACUUCAGCCGGAAGUAAAGAGCGAGAGCCAUCAUUCGCCUUCAAGAAGCUUUGCCGAGUCGCUGUCGCCGCUGACUGAUGAAGAAAGCGACAGUAGCCUUCGCGCUCGUGGAUUCAAACCCCGUUACGACGACAGCGACGAUGCGGAGAUCGUUCCAGUCAAAAAACGCAAGAUCACGCCUACGAAAAAGAAGAUUGAGCCUGGGAGGAUUGUGAUAAACCUGAAGGCACUUUUGUCCAAGCCGGGAGAUAGCGCCGCCGCUACCAAGGUAGUGAGAAAGAAAAGAAAAGUGAUGGUGGACAAUGAGGAUGAGGAGCCGCCGCUGAAGCGCGCCAAGGACAGGUUGUCGAUGAAGGAGAAGGGGAAGAGGGUGAAGAAAGAUGGUUCUACUGCAUCUCUUGGGACGGUGAAGCAGGAACAGAAGCCGAAAAAGAAAAGGUUAGAUGGAGUGGUGGAGAGGGAUAGGUCGCCUUCCGCUUCAGAGCAACGUUCAGCGAGGCCCCGGAGGGGGAAACGGAAGGUUAAGUGGCCAGCAUUAAAUGAGUUGGGUGACAAUGGGUUUCAUCGCAAGUUCAUCAAAUGCGACUUAUGCUUCGCCUGGUUCCACUACGGCUGCGUCGGCAUCACCCCAACGGACUCGAGGCUCAAUCCUACAGAAAUGUUCUUUUGUCCUCCUUGUGACGCCAAUGGAAGUUCUCAAAAACGCGAGGGGGAUACAGAAGCGACUUUCUGUGGACGGCCAGAUUGCGAUCACCGUGAAGCACCUGCAGAUGAAUACUUUGUGGCUGGCAUUGUCGGGAGGAAAAUAAUUAUGACAGGUGGACAUGGUCGACUAUCGAAGUGGUUGGUCAAGUGGGACGGCUACCCAAUAAAUCAGUGUACUUGGGAGUAUGAGAACGCAAUGCCCGACCCGCAGAAGUUGAUCGAAGAGUUCGAGGAAGCUGCGACGAAAGAGGGGAUUGAUCUUGAUGCAGACCCCUACGCGAGAGUGUUGUUGCGGGAAGUGAUUGAGGGGGGUUGGUCAGAUCCAGAGGAAGAGUGA